CUUGUUUUUGCAUUCUGUCUAAUUGCACACCUAAUCGUGAUCGAAGAAUUUAUAUAGUGCUGUAAGUGAACUACACACUCUCAUGGCGCUAACUGGCUUAGACUAGCCUUUUCGCCGAGUCACUGGCACUACGCUGUGUUGCAAGUCACCCCAAAACCAUUUUGCUCGGCAUUCAGCCUUGGCUAUGAAUUAUUGCCAAGGUAUUAAAACCCUCCAUCUAUGCAGUAGACGACCCCAGCCUCCCCAAAUCACCCAACACCAAAGUUCCUCAGUGUCCAUCAUGAAUAGCCUCUUCUUCUUUAGUGCUCUCAUCGCUGUGUUCUCCUCCACCCUAUCUCUGGCAGCUCCCGCUGAAAAUGAGCUAAUGAAGCCAAUUGAGAGUACUGAUGCCAAUGAUAUCACCGCCUUCGAUUCCAACUUUGAGCUGCUACGUCGUCAGAGUUGUUCAAGUGGAUAUGGUUCAUGUUCUGAUGGGGGCUGUUGCCCACUUGGAGGACAAUGCUGCAUUCUGCAACGAUGCUGCGGCAAAGGUUAUUACUGUGUCCGCAAUGCCGCCAGCACGAGGGUGGGCUGUUGCCCUAACGGUAGAGUGUGCUCCGCUCCUCAGAGCACGGAGAACGAUCAGGCUGAGAAUGCCACUUUGGAAGAGCUGUCUUGAGCAACGUGGUCUAAGGAGCGUAGAUAAUUUGAAUCAGUGUAUGUCGCGACAGCAACAUAAAUAAUUAUGAGCUUAUC
This is a messenger RNA of Serpula lacrymans var. lacrymans S7.9, 735 nucleotides long. RefSeq lists its product as uncharacterized. The transcript has 3 exons. Lineage: Eukaryota; Fungi; Basidiomycota; Agaricomycetes; Boletales; Serpulaceae. The coding region runs from base 185 to 658 and encodes 157 amino acids. The record is from RefSeq and is a predicted model, not a curated record.